AUGAAGGGCGAGCAGGCUGUGGUCAUUGUGGGUGCUGGACCAGCGGGGCUGGCAGUCUCUGCCUGCCUGACCAGGCUCUCCAUUUCCAACCUCAUCCUAGAGAGAGAAACCUGCUCCGUCUCCCUCUGGAGGAACCGCGCCUACGACAGGCUCUGCCUGCACCUGGGCAAGAUCUUCUGCCAGCUCCCCCACAUGCCAUAUCCCGAGCCCACGCCCACCUUCCCCUCCAAGGCCCAGUUCAUAUCCUACGUCGACGACUACAUGGCCCGGUUCGGGCUGCAGCCCAGCUACGGCCGCUGGGUCCGACGGGCUGCGUAUGACGCGACCGCCGGAACUUGGCGCCUGGAGGUGAGCAACAACCAGUCCGGGGAGGCCGAGGAGUACACUGCAAGGUUCCUCGUUGUCGCCACCGGGGAGAACGGGGAGGGGUUCGUGCCGGAGAUUGGCGGGCUGGAUGGGUUUCCGGGUGAUGUGCUGCAUUCUAGCGAGUAUAAGUCCGGCGGGGCUUACUGGGGUAGAGAGGUUUUGGUUGUGGGCUGUGGGAAUUCCGGCAUGGAGAUUGCCUUCGACCUCUGUGAGCAUGGGGCCCGGACGUCCGUCGUCGUCCGGAAUCCGGUUCAUGUCCUCACAAAGGAGAUCGUGUACAUGGGCAUGCAGCUCCUCAACUGCCUUCCAGUCUCAUCCGUCGAUCCCUUGGCUAUUGCUCUUGGCAAGAACAUGUUUGGGAACUUGGAGAAGUAUGGGAUCUCUGAGCCCCAAGAGGGACCCUUCUUCCUCAAGGCCGCCACCGGUCGGUCGCCGGUACUCGACGUCGGCACCAUUGACAAGAUCAAAUCCGGAGAGAUCAAGGUGCGGCAUAGUAUCAAACACAUAAGAGGCGACAAUGUGGAGUUUGAAGAUGGAAAAGUUCACCAGUUUGACGCAAUAGUGUUUGCAACUGGAUACAAGAGCACUGUCAGGACAUGGCUCCAGGAGGGUGAUGGAUUAUUCAACAAAGACGGAUUUCCUGAAGCCGGGUAUCCUGAUCACUGGAAGGGAAAGAACGGGCUCUACUGUGCUGGCUUCUCAAGGAGAGGGCUCUUCGGCAUAUCAGAGGAUGCUCGGAAGAUUGCCGAUGAUAUAAGCAAUCAUCUGUUGAAUAGGCAUAAAUAA
Molecule: messenger RNA, 1152 nt
Organism: Nymphaea colorata (pocket water lily)
Lineage: Eukaryota; Viridiplantae; Streptophyta; Magnoliopsida; Nymphaeales; Nymphaeaceae
Product: probable indole-3-pyruvate monooxygenase YUCCA10
Exons: 4
Coding region: 1-1152 (383 amino acids)
Molecular function (GO): flavin adenine dinucleotide binding; NADP binding; monooxygenase activity
Source: RefSeq, a predicted model, not a curated record